AAAAAUGUCGGCUGAGACCUACGUUAUGGAGAUUGAUGGAGGACCGGGAGACUUGCAUUGCAUGAAGUGUCUCAAAAUCUGCAACUACUUGAAGGACAGUUAUUGCUGCAAGAAAACAAAAAAUAUGACUCUUCCACAGAAAAAAGCGGAGAGCGCCUUUUUGAUGAUCUGUCUUCAACGCAACACGAUCGAGCUCAUGGUCACUGCCCUGCUGGCCAAUAAGAAAAUUAUCGAUUCAAAGGGUAACUGUGCGUUCUGCCGCAACAAAAAACAACACGAGGAGGAAAAGUGGUGCGCUGGAAGGACCAAGCUUCAGCUCUUUUUACAUCGAAUUGACAAGGAUGAACUAAAAGUUGAGGAAUAUCUCGAGAAGUAUCUAGAGAUUAAAACCAGAAAUCGCAUGGAACAAUUGGACAUUGUUCAAGCCAGAAUUGUAAGAGAGAUGAAGGCUGUAGCAAUUGCUCAGGGAAAAUCAGAAGAGGAGGUUGAGCACAUUCUGGCAAAGCAAGGACGUAAAGCUCGUCGAAUGCAAAGAUCUGAAUACAAACACGCAGAGGAAGACAAUAAAGGUGUUCGCCAAAGACUUGCCGCCAAACUUGUGGCCAAGAAAUCGGAAAUUAUUGAGCGUUUCUGCCUUGCUCAACGUACUGUCUUUGUUAAAGCAGAUUGUCCAAAUGUCUAUGGCCGGACAACCACUCACAUUUCCUAUCUUUUAGAAUAAGUUGCUGUCGUCGUUGCACUGUUAUCUUGUUUCACUACUGCACAAAAAGUGGCUCACAAAAAAAUCCUGUAAAAUUGUCUAUAAAAAUUCACCGUCAAUCUCGAAUAUCACUACUCCUCAUAUUAUUUUCUGAAAUGUUUUUUUUUAAACUUAUCUGUUGAUUGUAAUAAACUUGUAAUUUACAAUUCAUCCUUAUAGUUUUUUGAAUCUACCCUACCUUAUUUUUUGCCAAAUGAAUAUUUUUGAAACUC
This is a messenger RNA of Caenorhabditis elegans, 972 nucleotides long. It is a transcript of the gene F48F7.6, whose product is annotated as Zf-C4pol domain-containing protein. Bases 5 to 721 code for a protein of 238 amino acids. The transcript has 3 exons. The record is from RefSeq and is marked reviewed. Lineage: Eukaryota; Metazoa; Nematoda; Chromadorea; Rhabditida; Rhabditidae.